This is a messenger RNA of Myotis myotis, 417 nucleotides long. RefSeq names its product ferritin light chain 1-like. Gene Ontology annotation, cellular component: cytoplasm. The transcript is spliced from 2 exons. Gene Ontology annotation, molecular function: ferrous iron binding; ferric iron binding. Gene Ontology annotation, biological process: intracellular iron ion homeostasis; iron ion transport. The record is from RefSeq and is a predicted model, not a curated record. Lineage: Eukaryota; Metazoa; Chordata; Mammalia; Chiroptera; Vespertilionidae. The coding region runs from base 1 to 417 and encodes 138 amino acids.
AUGAGUUCACAAAUUCAUCAGAAUUAUUCCACCCAGGUGGCGGCUGCGGUCAACCGCCUGGCCAACCUGCAUCUGCCGGCCGCCCACACCUACCUCUCUCUGGGCUUCUAUUUCUACCUGGAUGAUGUGGCUUUCGAGGGCAUGGGCCGCUUCUUCCGUGAGUUGGAAGAAGCAUCUCUAAAGUUGCAAAACAAGCGUGGUGGCCGCAUUCUCUUCCAGGACGUGCUGACGCCAUCUCUGGCCUUGAAGAGGAGCCUGAACCAGGCCCUUUUGGAGCUGCAGGCCCUGAGUUCUAGCCACACAGACCCUCAGCUCUACUUCCUGGUACUCCUAAUGGACCGGAAGCAUGAGCACCACACAGAGCUGGUCAUGGAUGCAGAAUCUCAGGCUCCUCCCCAGACCCCAGGACCAGAAUAG